Messenger RNA from Panicum hallii, 823 nucleotides. RefSeq lists its product as uncharacterized. The coding region runs from base 139 to 558 and encodes 139 amino acids. Gene Ontology annotation, cellular component: mitochondrion; nucleus. Lineage: Eukaryota; Viridiplantae; Streptophyta; Magnoliopsida; Poales; Poaceae. The record is from RefSeq and is a predicted model, not a curated record. Gene Ontology annotation, biological process: mitochondrion organization. The transcript is spliced from 5 exons.
UAUAAAACCGAACCCUAACCCCAGGCCCCUCUCCGUGUUCACCUUCCUGCCCGUUCGUGUCCUCCUGUUCAUUCGUUCCCCACCUCGCCGCGCGCCGCCUCGCUAGGGUUUCCUCCGCCGCCCGUUCCAGCCGUCACCAUGGCUCGCCGCAGCUCAGGAAGGUCAGCAUCACGCCCUGCUCCGCGUGCUGCUCCAGUGAGAAACCCACCACAGCCAGCGCGCCAGGCUCCUCCUCCAGCUCCUGCUCAGAGCGGUGGUGGCUCCAUCCUUGGAGGAAUUGGGUCCACAAUUGCUCAAGGUAUGGCGUUUGGUACUGGCAGUGCCAUGGCACACAGAGCUGUUGAUGCUGUAAUGGGCCCCCGUACCAUUCAGCAUGAGACUGUUGUCUCGGAGGCUGCUGCUCCUGCUCCUGCUGGUCCAAUCAUGAAUGCUGAUUCUUGUGGCAACCAUUCUAAGGCCUUCCAAGACUGUAUCAACCACUAUGGCAGCGACAUCAGCAAGUGCCAGUUCUACCUUGACAUGCUGAACGAGUGCCGCCGGGGUGGUGCGACUGUCUAAGCUGCUGCUUCAUUGGAGUUGAUUCAUGGGUUCUCUUUUCACUCUCAUGAUAUCUCAUUAAUAAGACUAAGUGAACUAUGAACUACAGCCACAACUUGAUGUUUUGUGUGCCGUGACCACCAUCACUGGUGCGUGUUGUUGAGGUUGUGGUUAUGUUCUGUUAUCCUGGGAGUAGUACAUUCUGCUAUAUCCUAUAUUGUUGGUACAGACUUCUAUGGCACCGAUGAUAAUAAAUAUCUGAAUCAAGCGGUGAACCUGUGACUAA